Cebus imitator (Panamanian white-faced capuchin) is the source of this 2927-nucleotide messenger RNA. RefSeq names its product carbohydrate sulfotransferase 14 (gene CHST14). Lineage: Eukaryota; Metazoa; Chordata; Mammalia; Primates; Cebidae. Gene Ontology annotation, biological process: carbohydrate biosynthetic process; dermatan sulfate proteoglycan metabolic process. The coding region runs from base 986 to 2116 and encodes 376 amino acids. Gene Ontology annotation, molecular function: sulfotransferase activity. The record is from RefSeq and is a predicted model, not a curated record. The transcript has a single exon. Gene Ontology annotation, cellular component: membrane.
AGCUCCAGGCAAGGAGACUGCGUGCUGUUUCCCUGCUGUUAGGUGCCACCAGCUCCUCACCCUUCCAAAUGUGUGUUGGUCACACCAGCAGCUGACAGACCAAUGUGUCAUUAGCCCCUCCCCAGAGUCCCCCAAUUAUCCCGCUGCCUCAUGCCUAGUGGGGAGAAGGCAGAGGAGGGGAGAUUCCUUUUCCAGACAUUUUAGCAUUACCUAGUGGACAAGCACUGUAGUCAGUCCCCAGGUAUUGCUAAACAGGGGUCACCAUGGAGACACUGGUCAGUGUCUGACAGUCCUGCUGCUCUUUCCUGGAGCGGCCACGACCUGUGGGACGGAGGGAGGUAAGGGUGGCAAAGGGGAGCACACCAAGGACUCUGCUUCCAGCUGGAAAGACCAGCCUCCGGCAGGUCUGAACUGAGAGAGAGCGCUGCUAGCCUCCCUGCCUCCAGACCCGUUGGUGGAGGCAGGGCUACGACAGGCCUGAGUUUGUGGCAGAUUCCCCCUGUCCAGCUCCCUAAGGACACACACUGCACGAGAGCGGCCUCGAGUCUUUUCCGCCUUCGAGGUCUCAGCAGCUUUUUUCCCCAAGCCCAGAGGACAGGGGUGGCCCUGACUCAGGGGCCCUCUUCCGGGUUGGGGUCCGCGCGCGCCCUCCCUAGACCGCAACCCACAGGGGCUCCCGCCUGUCUCCCCGCCCCCGGCGUGGGCCCGCCCCCGCGCCUGUGUCACGGCGGGGCCGGGGGAGGAGAGCUGCCGGGCGGGACAUCCGGCCCAGGUCCCUCGCCGCGCCCGCCGCCUGCAGCCCACCGCCCGCUUCGGCGCCGCAGCCUGGGAGCCAGCCACCUCUGCACACGCCGGGGCCGCCCCCUGCCCUCUCCUCCCCAACUCCCUCACCGUUCAGACCCUCCUCCCGCCCCCAGCCCGAGCCCGCCUCCCAGGCCGCCCUCAAAUCGGCCGGGCCCGCGCAGGCCCCCACCCCGGGAGCACCAUGUUCCCCCGCCCGCUGACCCCGCUGGCAGCCCCAAAUGGCGCCGAGCCCCUGGGCCGGGCGCUGAGGCGGGCCCCUCUGGGCAAGGCCCGGGCAGGGCUUGGGGGGCCGCCCCUGCUGCUGCCGUCCAUGCUGAUGUUCGCGGUGAUAGUGGCCUCCAGCGGGCUGCUGUUCGUGAUCGAGCGGGGCAUCCUGGCCGAGAUGAAGCCCCUGCCCCUGCACCCCCCCGGCCGCGAGGGCGCAGCCUGGCGCGGGACAGCCCCCAAGCCUGGGGGCCUGUCCCUGAGUGCUGGGGACUCGGACCUGCAAGUGCGGCAGGACGUCCGGAACAGGACCCUGAGGACUGUUUGCAGACAGCCGGGCAUGCCCCGGGACCCUUGGGACUUGCCGGUGGGGCAGCGGCGCACUCUGCUGCGCCACAUCCUCGUGAGUGACCGCUACCGCUUCCUCUACUGCUACGUGCCCAAGGUGGCCUGCUCUAACUGGAAGCGGGUGCUGAAGGUGCUGGCAGGCGUCCUGGACAGCGUGGACGUCCGCCUCAAGAUGGACCACCGCAGUGACCUGGUGUUCCUGGCAGACCUGAGGCCUGAGGAGAUUCGCUACCGCUUGCAGCACUACUUCAAGUUCCUGUUUGUGCGGGACCCCUUGGAACGCCUCCUCUCUGCCUACCGCAACAAGUUUGGAGAGAUCCGAGAGUACCAGCAGCGCUAUGGGGCCGAGAUCGUGAGGCGGUACAGGGCUGGAGCAGGGCCCAGCCCUGCAGGCGACGAUGUUACAUUCCCCGAGUUCCUGAGAUACCUGGUGGACGAGGACCCUGAGCGCAUGAAUGAGCAUUGGAUGCCCGUGUACCACCUGUGCCAGCCUUGUGCUGUGCACUAUGACUUUGUGGGAUCCUAUGAGAGGCUUGAGGCCGAUGCCAACCAGGUGCUGGAGUGGGUGCGGGCACCACCCCACGUCCGAUUUCCAGCUCGCCAGGCCUGGUACCGGCCAGCCAGCCCUGAAAGCCUGCAUUACCACUUGUGCAGUGCCCCACGCGCCCUGCUGCAGGAUGUGCUACCUAAGUAUAUCCUGGACUUCUCCCUUUUUGCCUACCCACUGCCUAAUGUCACCAAGGAGGCGUGUCAGCAGUGACCAUGGAUGUGGGGCCAGCAGCUGGUGGGGACUGGUUUCAACGCCAGCUUUCUGUGCUUCUGCCUGUCAUUCAGAGAAACCCUGGCCCUGGGGCUUGGGGCUUCUCAGGAUGCCUGGAUGGCAGAGACUGCCCUCGGAAGUUCCUUAUCCAGGGUGGGUGCCCACAGUGGCUCAGAGGACAGGGCUAGUCAGGAGGCCUGCUGCUCCUCACUGGGAGGAUCUCUUAGAGGGUAGACACCAGUCUGCCAGUGAAGCAACAUAUCUGAUCUAAAGACUGGCUCCAGACCCCAGGCUGCCAGGAUUAUGCAGUCCACUCAGUCUACCUUAAUUUAACCUGUGGCCAAACUCAGAGAUGGUACCAGCCAGAAGCAAGCAGGACCAGAGCCAGUCACCCUGUGGCUCUGAUCCCCCAUUUAUCCAUCCCAUGUGCCUCAGGACUGGAGUGAGCAAUCCUACCUUAUAAAUGACUUUUGUGCCUUUCUGCUCCAGACUCAAAAUUUCCUACACCUGCCAGUUCUUUCCAUUUUUCCAAGGAAAGGAAAACGGAAGCAGGGUCCUUGCCUGGUAGCUCCAGGACCCAGCUCUGCAGGCACCCAAAGACCCCCUGUGCCUAGCCUCUUCCUUGACUUCUAGGAACGUCCUCCCUAAUCCUUCCUUCCCCACAACGCCUUUGAGGUUGUAACUGUGGCUGGUAUAUCUGGCUGCCAUUUUACUGAUGCAUUUAUUUAAAAUUUGUAUGUUUUGUUAGAACCCUUGUAAGGGCUUUGUUUUCCUAAUAGCUGACUUUUUAAUAAAGCAGUUUUAUAUAUAA